AUGCGCAACGGAGACUUGAAGAAACCGGCGAAAUGCGUCCUUCCCUACCGGAAAGGCGAUGAGCAUCACGACACAUACGAGCUCAUGCCCCUUCCAGAUUCGACUUUCCACCAAUUCGCGGAGUUGCCCGACAAGAUCAAGUCCAGGAUUUGGCGCGAGUUUUACUUGGAACCCAGAUACUACAUCGCAGAGCUUCAUCCAAAAGACGAUAAGAUAGAAGGCAAGGACUACAACUGGGUUCUGGAAUCUUGCGAUGAGACAACGCCCGGCGAAGAACCUUGCGAAGAGGAAACGGCCGAAGAGGAUGCCUCCAAGAAGAUGACCCCGGUGGGCAAUUCUUCAAAAAGAAGCACUCCGCAAUCCGACGCCCUACAUACCAAUGCUCUCAAGGGGCAACCAUAUGACGAGUAUCUAUCCGAUGAGUAUAGUUCCGAAGAGGAAUCUUCAGAGGAUGAAGCUGCUGAGAAUGGAGAAGCUGAGGAUGGAACCGCAGAGAAUGGGACGGUCGAGAAUGGGGCUAUCAGGGAUAGAGCCAUCGAUAAUCCAUUCGACGAGCUAGAAUUCGACCAAGUAGAUGAUGAGUUAGACAACGUGGAGGGCCGUGGUUCCACUAAUUCACUCAUCCGGCCAUCAAGCAACGGCUCAAACCCAUUCGACAAAGAAAACGAGGAAACGGAGAAAGCAACACACCGUACAGUAUUUUGGACUCUGUCCAGGCAGGAUGCAGAGUACUCGGAUGGUUACUACGACUCCGUCGACACCAAUAUCGAUUCUUUGUCGAGAUCCGUUGCUCAAAGCGUCAGGUCGCCAUUCUGGUUUUCAGCAUUCGUCAAGGACGAGCCUGAGGAGGGCGAAGAAGGUCCCUGGAUUGCGAUCCCUCCACCAAAAGAUUUGGCAUCAAAAAUGGGAGGGAAUGUUACCAUCAACUGGGACAUCGAUUUUGUCCACGUCAAGGUGCGCUUCCGCACAUGUGUCACAGAAAGCAUCGGCUGGAUGCAAAACAUCCAGAACAUCGUCGUCGACACGAAGCCUUUCGUAGCGCGACGCCCGCAGCAUGUCACAAACACAUGUUUCUGGAUGUGGACCAACAAAGCAACACUUUCAAACCUCAAGACUAUCCGACAAAUCGCCGCCCCAGAGUGCCAAGUUCCCUUCUGGCAUUCAGAGUGGUGUCACUACCAGAUGAGACACCUUCUCCGUUUCGCGCCUGGAACUCCUCCCCAGUGGCGCGAUAUUCAGUCCGAACUGGUGUCUGAUGAGUUCUGGCUUCCACCGGACAACUUACCACGACAACCCGAGUGGAAGCAAUUCGUCCGGGACUUUUUCGGCAAGUUAAGACACGCAAUUGGGAGUCGGACCUUCAAGAAUUACAUGAGGGUCCCCCAUCGCUCCGACAAAGAUGAGGCAAAAGGCGCACGAGUGCUUUUUGAUGUCGUCAAGCGACAUCCAAGCCAUUUCCACGGCGUACUCUUCCAUUCCCCUGAUAAAUGCGGUCAUAAAUUCACUGCAGCAGAAAUAGUAUAG
Messenger RNA from Colletotrichum scovillei, 1524 nucleotides. RefSeq lists its product as uncharacterized. The record is from RefSeq and is a predicted model, not a curated record. The transcript is spliced from 2 exons. NCBI's taxonomy places the organism in Eukaryota, Fungi, Ascomycota, Sordariomycetes, Glomerellales, Glomerellaceae. The coding region runs from base 1 to 1524 and encodes 507 amino acids.